UGAUGAGUAUGGCUGAAGGUAACGCUUAUUUCUAGGUAGUCUAAUGGAAGGAAAAGAAGAUUCGCAUAAGACCCCACUUGAAAUAAGGACUCCUACACCAGGAGAGAAAAGAGAUAUAAAAGAUAAUGCUUUAAGUGAUGCUAGCAGUGACUCAGACAAAGACAAGAAGAGAAUGAAAUAGAAAACUCAAGAAAUAUAUAAAAACAGAAAACGAAGAAGAGGUUAUUCAUAAGGAUGACCUCCCUAAAAUUCUGCCAAAAGUUAAUAAGAUCCUUAACAAAAAGAUCAAGAUUGAUGAUAUUAAUGACACCUUCAAAGGGACCUCCAUAGAUUUUGAUAUCUUUUAUGAAGUCCUGAUGAGCAUAGCUGAAGAACAACCUGAUGCGAUUGAGAUUGAUGACACAGACAAGAAGGAAGAGACUAAGAAAAGUAACAAAUAAAGAUAAGCCAAAAAAUCCAAAAUCUGAUCCUAAAUCUGUUGAAUUUACUCAGAACUUGAUAACAACUAUUAGCAACUAUGAAUCUCUUAUUUGAUCUUUGGGUAAAGAUGAUCCAAUGAGAGAGGCUUAUGCUGGAGUUAUCAAUUCUCUUAAGCAACAGUUAGUCAAUGCCACCAAGUCUAAGAAGUCAGUAUCUUCAGAGAAACAGCUGCCUGUGAAUAAGAGUCUGAAUCAGCUUUCAGUCUCAGCAAUAUUUCACCAUCCGAACAAAGAUGAGAGUUUUCAAGAGAAAGAGAUGGAUAAAAGCCUAGAAAAUGCUCUAAACGUAAGCUCUGGUCUAGAGAAGAAGCGGAGCAUAUCUCCUGUGCCUCUACCUGAGGAAGACUCAGAUGUAAGCAGUGAAGAUUACGAGUCAGAACUUGAAGAGAUUUACACAGCUUACAGCAACCAGUUCAUUCGGGAUGAAAAUUACAAUCUCUUUGAAGCCCAAUACUCUGCUAAGAAAGGGAUUAAUGUUGGCAAGUUUGGGAGAUUCUGUGCAGAUUUCAAAUGAAAUUUACCAAAUAGGAAAGUGACAAAGAUCUUCAACAAAUUCGUGUUCUCAUCAAGAAGAAACACAACAAAUUCUGAGUUCAAAAUGAGUUUCCCAAUUUUCAAAAAUGCUGUGAAGUACAUCCCCGUCGCUGAGCGGGAGAUUAAACUGGAAGAUGCCAAAUUCCAGUGGAGAAAGAUAAAACUUAAACUAGAGGAAGGAGUCUCCAGUCCUACGAAGAAAGAUCACCUGCAACAGCAGAAGAAAGAAUAUCAAAAACAAAUCACACAGUUAAAGAAUAUCAAGAAUGAAGAAAAAGAAUAUAAAAAAUUUCUUAAAAGGAUUGGCAUCACUAAGUCAAAGAACUACCGCCAUAAGAUUAUUGAUGCCCAUCAACCCUUCAUGAUGAAACGAGACGGAUCAAGAAUUCCAGCUGAAAAGCAGGAGAGUAGGAUGGAGAAGAUCGCAGUGCUCCAUUCCAAACUAAAGCAUCUCUACGAGGAGAGAUACGGGAAAAAAUAAGGCCAAGAAGAUCCUCCUCAAUCACAACAUGCUGCAAAGACUAAAGGAAAUCAAGAAUUUUUAAGAAAGAUGCCUCUUACAAGAAGAGGAAACUAGAGAAUAAGGAAGAAGAGGUUAAAUAUAUUGACCAGCUGGUCACCUUAGCUACUCUUACUAAGAGCGACUUCGCUAAGUUCAUGCAACCUAGAGAUAAGCAAGAAAUUGUAGAAGAUAUUGACUCCUUUCUAACAGAUACUCUUGGCUAUGAGAAGAACGAACCCUUCGACACAACGGAUGGGUUCAAGUCCUUCCCACCUAUUGGUAAGAAAUCUGACAGAAAGAAGAAAGGCAUACUCAGGUUUGAUGUCAAGAGCCGCAUUAGAGAAGUCAAUGAGGAUACUGAAUACGAUAAAUCAGAGAUCAUGACCAUGGUUAGUGGUAAAGAUGCCAAGUCUAUUAAGACUACAGAUCAAGAUAACACAACUGAGGUUGAGAGAUCGACCUUUGGAGGUAGAAAGCAAACAAAGAUGCGUAUCUCUAAGGAUCAGAUUAAAAAGAGUCGUAAUGCAGGCAAGGAUCUUAGUCUUGGCAAGCAUAAGACUCAAAAAUUACCUAAUGUCAAGAAUAGUUCUAGUUCAAAAUUUUUGGAUAAGUCAAAAAGAGAUCAAAGAUCUAUGUCUAAAUCAAAAUCUAAGUCUAAAAAGAAGUUAUCUCAGUUAGCGAUUACAGAUGGGUCUAAAUUUCCUUCCAAAAGGCAGAUGUUAUCUGUUAAGAAUCAUCCUGUGGGGAACAAGACUUCAAGAAUGUUUGCACCAAAGCUUAAUAAAGAUCUUCCGAUUUCUCCAAGACAACAAAGACUAAUGAAAAAGCCAUAUGGAAGGUAUAAAAGCUCAAAACCUCCAAGUGAGCAUCAAAGUGAGGAAGAAGAGGAGCCAGAAACACCUGCAUCUUCUGAAGAAAUUCCUGUCCUACCAGAUAUUCAACAAAGCUCCCAAAUAGUCGCUCUAUUAAGUUCAAGACUGGAUAAGACUGAGAAGUACAGUAACGUAAUAGAGAACCUGAAUAAGAUCAAGGGGAAGCCGAACAGGUCAUUCUACCAGCAAUGAAUAAAAACCCAAAAAGAUAUUGAUAAGCCUAAGGUAACGAAGUCUUCAGGUUUUGGGAAAUAUGAUAAAGAGGAUUAUAAAUAA
Molecule: messenger RNA, 2663 nt
Organism: Moneuplotes crassus
Lineage: Eukaryota; Ciliophora; Spirotrichea; Euplotida; Euplotidae
Source: the annotation of a GenBank genome assembly